Messenger RNA from Stylophora pistillata, 1584 nucleotides. RefSeq lists its product as uncharacterized. Lineage: Eukaryota; Metazoa; Cnidaria; Anthozoa; Scleractinia; Pocilloporidae. The record is from RefSeq and is a predicted model, not a curated record.
CUGUAAACUGCUAUAAGAAGACUUCCACAUACAGUGGCAAAGGUGCCUUUUGGAAUCUCGUAAUACGUCAAAAAGAAAUUGUCUUCCCGGAAUUGCGCUUGGAAAAUAAAGGUUUAAUCCAUCAUGUCUAUCAAGUUGUACAACUCACAAGGUCUGAGCCAGGAGUUUGCGGAUUCAAACAAGAACCUGAAGGUAGAUGGUGUUGAAUUCACAAGAGCCGUGGUUACCUCAGGAACUUGGAUCCUCUACACUCAUGCAAACUACAACGACAGAGAAUUUGGUGCUGGUCCAUCUAACCACAAGGUUCUCCAGCCUGGAGCAGAUGUAAACAUCUCAUGUGUGAAUGGCUCCAUGUAUCUCCUUGAGGACCAAGUAGAAGGAAUCAUUCUGUUCGAGCACAGUAACUACGGUGGAGAAAGGAAGUGGUUUGAAGAAAGCUGCUCAGAUGUGAACCCCUAUUUCCCAAGCGGGAGAUCCGGAGGAGUUUCCUCUGUCAUCGUGUUGUCCCAGAACCAAAACUUUGCCAUCUUCACCAAACCCAACUAUCAGGGUCUGCAACAGCAACUGGAUGGAGGCAAGUGGUGUGUAAAUCCGGGAGCGAUGAGUUUCCCUAACGACCGACUUCAGAGCUUCCGCAAGAAAUGAGAUGACCAGUCUGACCAGCUUUUUGCUUGCAUUUCGUAGCAAUUACCUUUUUUUGCUCUAUUAACCUGUUUGUUCUGUUUGUUUUGUUUUGUUUUUUUUGUCUUAGCCUCGUUGCUAAUUUUGAUUGAUGAAUAUUUUUGUUAAACAAGAUUUUGUCAAUGUAACUUUGUACUUUAAGUCAAAAGAUACGAUACAAAUAAAUGAAGCUUGUUGCUGAAGGCUAACAUUUUUCCGGUCACGAAGUAGAAGGUUCCUUUUAAGCAAAACAUAUGUAAGCUCGCCAAGUAGAUGUCUUAUGUAAUAUACAAUUCAGAUUUUCAAAUGGACCAAGGCAACGUCUUGAAAGGAAGAGGUAGAAAAGCUUGCAAUUUUAAAUAUUUAUCCAGCAGGUCAUGAAGAAAAAUGAAUAUCAUUUAAAUUGCCUUAACGAAAAUACGCAGUUCAGACUGCAUAUGCCUUGUGCUGGCCCAUCCCACAUAUUUAUGAGUACCCUGUUCCACAAGAAAAAGGUGAUUCAAGAAUGUAGUGACUAUAGGUUAACACUCAACCAGUAAUUAAGAAUAAUUUUCUUAUUCAAUAGCUAUUCCAUUUUUGUCAGUCUUUUGUUUUACACAUCAGGGUAUUCCCCAUUGUAAUCCACUGGUGGCAAAAAUGCCCCGACACCACUUGUGGCUAAAAUUCCCAAACACCAAUAGAGGCCCAAAUGCCCAUACGGCCACCAGUGGCCAAAAUGGCCAAACUUCCGUCUCAUUAGAGACGAUUGAAAUAAAAGAAGCUUACCUCUAAAGGUUGGCAAAAUUUCUCUUUUUUAUAAAGAAAGAGCUUUUUUGGGCGAAACCGAUUUGAUCUCACCCAAUGAAUGUGUUGUUACUUUGAAGGAGUAGCCGCAUUUCGACUGAGCAUAACUUAAGAAUUAAAGACAACAACGCAAAUCAACAA